Molecule: messenger RNA, 1088 nt
Organism: Phyllotreta striolata
Lineage: Eukaryota; Metazoa; Arthropoda; Insecta; Coleoptera; Chrysomelidae
Source: the annotation of a GenBank genome assembly
ACUGUCAUCGGGAUAAGUGACAUUGGAUAUAUAAAAAUUGUAGCGUGAAUUUCGAAAUGGCUUUAUUGCAAAAGAUAAGACCUUUCUUCAGAUGGAACGCUCCGACGUUGUCGAGAAUGCUGGCCAGGCACCUGGAAUCGGCCAGCGCCGAGACGCCGACGUCGGAGAAUUACAAUUUCGAGGACAAGGUCGCUGUCGUGACCGGAGGCGCCUCGGGAAUAGGAUUCGCCAUCACCAGGGAGUUGCUGAGGAGCGGCGUGACGGCAGUCAACAUAAUCGACAUCGACCAGGAGAAGCUGGUCGAAAGCGAGAAGGUCCUGAAGGACGAAUUCGGCAACGAUAGAGUUAUCACCUACAAAGCCGACGUUGCCGAUACGGAGCAAAUGGACACGAUUUUCAGGAAUACAUCGCAGGAGUUGGAGAAAAUUGAUAUAAUCGUAAACAACGCGGGCAUUUUGGACGACACUAAUUGGGAGGCCCAACUGGACACGAACAUAAGAGGAUCGGUUAUCGGUACCCUUCUGGGCAUGCAAUAUUUGUCAAAAUCCAGUUCAGGACACGGAGGUGUUAUCGUUAAUUUGGGUUCUUGUAUGAGCAUAGUACCGGCCAGUGGAUUUCCUAUUCACACCCUAACUCAAUUUGGAAUUGCUGGUUUUACAAGAGCCCUGGGCACGAUGAGGCUGUACCAAAGGACCGGUGUCAAGGUGUUCGGCUAUUGCCCCAGCUUCACCAACACCAACGCUUUGAAGAAUUUGGAGGAAAAGACGAUAAACGCUAAUUUCGCUGAAGAUAUAGAAGAGCAAAUGAAGACGACUUCUCUGCAGGACCCCGAAAACGUCGCUAAAGGUCUAGUGGAGAUUUUGGAAGUGGCUAAGCCGGGUUCUAUAUGGAUCGUGGAGAAUAAUGAAUCUCCAUUUGAGCUGGAAUUCCCUAAAUUCAUCCCUGAUGGAAAGAGCGACGAAAAAGAGAGUGAACAAUCAGCAACAACAACCACAGAAGCUCAAGCUUGAUUAAAACCAUGUCACAAUAAUAUUAUUCAAUAAUUCAAAAAUAUUUCAUGAAAUUGUGAUAAAUAAUUUUCAUCUUGG